Messenger RNA from Zingiber officinale, 1847 nucleotides. Its product is annotated as homeobox protein knotted-1-like 13. Gene Ontology annotation, molecular function: DNA binding. The record is from RefSeq and is a predicted model, not a curated record. Gene Ontology annotation, biological process: regulation of DNA-templated transcription. Bases 185 to 1546 code for a protein of 453 amino acids. Gene Ontology annotation, cellular component: nucleus. The transcript has 6 exons. Lineage: Eukaryota; Viridiplantae; Streptophyta; Magnoliopsida; Zingiberales; Zingiberaceae.
UAAUUAAGGUGGGUUAAGGAUAAAAGUAAGCCAGUAGAUUGAUUAUUAAGCGCGAGGCUUCGAGGCGUGGGUUAGAGUUUCAACGUCGCCGUCUUCUUCGUUUUCCUUCUCCUCCCUCGCUUUUACUUUGCUUUGGGAGAGGAGAGGACUGGCCGCGAGGCAGAGCGCGGUGGUGGGGAUAUCGAUGGAGUUCCGUAACCACCUCUCGCACGAGUUGGCGGUGCCGCCGUACGCGGAGCAGCAGAUAGCGGCGGCGGCGGCGGCGGCAGAUAACCGGGCGGCGCUCCGGAAAGCCAUGGAUCAGCUUUCGGCCACUCGGGCUUCCGGGGCCGGCGAGGAGGCGGACGCCGUAUCCGACGACGGUAAGGAUCUCCACCGCCUCAUGGCGAAGCCGGCCAUGGCGGGCGGGAGCGGACCCACCUGGCUCAACGGCGCGAUUCUCCAGCAACACGGGCUGGGGCAGUAUGGGGAUGGAAGAUUUUUGCACCUUCAGGCCUCGUCAGCGUCGCCGGGAGGAGGAAGAGGAGGCGGCGGGGGGCACUGGUUCCCCCGGCCUCCGCCGGUCCUUCAGAGGAGCGUGAGCGAGGAGGAGGUCCCGAUGUCGACCGAGUCGGCCGUAGCGGCGGCCAUCUCGUCGGAGGUCGGCGCCGGGGGAGGAGGCAGCAGGGUCCGCGCGGAGCGAGGCGAGGCGGAAGGGGGAAGCGGCGUGGAGGCGGCCGAGGGAUCGUGGCAAAACGCGAGGUACAAGGCGGAGAUAUUGGCGCACCCCUUGUACGAGCAGCUGCUGUCGGCGCACGUGGCUUGCCUGAGGAUCGCCACGCCGGUGGACCAGCUUCCGAGGAUCGACGCACAGCUCUCGCAGUCGCAGCAGGUCGUCUCCAAGUACUCCGCCCUCGGCGGCGGCGGCCAGAUGAUGAGCGUUGACGACAGAGAGCUCGAUCAAUUUAUGACACACUAUGUAUUUCUUCUUAGCUCCUUCAAAGAACAGCUGCAGCAGCAUGUCCGUGUUCACGCCAUGGAGGCAGUGAUGGCCUGCUGGGAGCUUGAGCAAUCACUUCAGAGCCUAACAGGUGUUUCUCCUGGUGAAGGCACAGGAGCUACCAUGUCUGAUGAUGAGGAUGACCAAGAUCAGGACAGCGACACCAACUUGUUCGAUGGAAGCUUGGAUGGACCAGACAGCAUGGGCUUUGGCCCUCUUGUUCCGACCGAGACCGAACGAUCCUUGAUGGAACGUGUUAGGCAAGAGCUGAAGCAUGAGCUGAAACAAGGAUACAAAGACAAAAUCGUAGACAUUAGGGAUGAGAUUCUUCGAAAGAGAAGGGCCGGAAAACUCCCCGGCGAUAGCACUUCCACUCUGAAAGCUUGGUGGCAGUCACACUCCAAGUGGCCUUAUCCAACGGAGGACGACAAGGCGCGAUUGGUGCAAGAAACAGGGUUACAGCUAAAGCAGAUCAAUAACUGGUUCAUCAACCAAAGAAAAAGGAAUUGGCACAGCAACUCGUCCUCCUCCUCGUCUACUCUGAAAAGCAAGCGUAAAAGGCAGUGAGGCAGUGAAUGAAGGUUAGGACCAUGAAAAUUUUGUCGAAUGUUGCUGUCGAAGAGCAUUUAGUCAAGAGAAGCAAACUCGAUUGUCGAUCGCAAGGGCUUUGUAUCAUAGACAUAGGGAAAGAUUCAGUCUUGUGUUAGAUAACAACAUCCUCUUGGCUUGGACCAUUCAAGAAGUUUAUAUAUUUAGUGGGGGUGGGAUUAUUGUCGAUAGCUCUGAGGAUCCUAAAGUGACUUAUUUCGAUUCUUAUCUCAUGUAUAUUUUGAUUGGUAAAUGGUAGAUUUACCUUUUGCUUUCUAAA